AAAAUGGUCGACGGUUAUGGACUUGUGAGCAGUCCCUCAAAUUCCUAUCAUAUCUAAGGGUACACGAGCUCAAUGGUCGUGGAAGCAAUGCGUGAAAUUAAGGCAACCACUCAGAACGGUAAACACUGAACGCUAACACAAUAAAACAAAGAUGAGAAGAAUGAUAACAAAGGUAUGGAUGACACUGACUUUUACGUCAUAAAAGUUCAUCGAGAACAUUUCCAUUGACAUCCAUGCUUUAAACGGAACAUAAACACGUAUACUCUGGACACUGACACCAUCAACGGGUAAUUGACCGGCGCAUAAUUGUAAUUCUAGAGUCAGGCAGGACCUUGGGCUAUUUGAGAUGUGAUGUUCAAGGACUAUCAAUGACUCUUGUGACUCAGAAUUCAUCAACCUUCUGAUUGGGAAAUACGAUUUAUGAUUAAUGGAUUGAUUGGACACACGGGUCAUAACAGUAUACGCGACAUCAAGAGUCUAAUAAGUGUAGUCAAAGACGUCAUUGGAAGAACAAUUGUUAUUUGAUCGUCCUCUGAUCAAACUCAUCUAAACAAAGGCCUACACUAUUUCUUCUCAUUUUUAUCUAUUCGAAUAUUGCGUUCCGAACCGAGUGGAUUUGGAGUUGGAUGUCUCAGACUGGAUAUAGCUCAAAAUCAGCACAUUCGACUAAGGUGCCGGCUGUGAAUCGAAAACCUGGUUAUAACUACAAGUAUAAACUUCAUCUGCAAGGCUAACGAUCAGACACGGGCGGAGAUUUACUGAUUUCAAGGGCACACUGGGAUAACAUCGAACAAAUAAAAAACAUCCAAGGGAUCAGACACGAAAGAUCUACAAAGCUAGCGUCAGUUUUAGAAUAGACUGAAGUGCGAAACCUGAUGAAUGUUACGUCUGAACGCCGAAUUUGAUGAGCAGAAAUUUUGUGACAUUUUGUACUAUCAUCUCCUUGUGUCAGUCGAACCUGAUAUGUGCUAAUCGUAAUGUGAUUGUAUACAGCCAUAUCUACAUAACGAAACGAACUUAUCAAUCAGGUGAACAGUAAAUCAAGAUAAAGGAAAUAAAAUAAGGAUCAUCCUUAUUUCAAUUUUAGAUCAUCGUUUGAUACGAAAUUGAUUUCACAACUGAGCAAUCAUAACACGGAUUGUUAUUAAAAGUUUGGAGGUGAUCCAAUAAGUUACGAUUACUAAUGUCCAUGUGUAUUAUGCGAUAACUACCAGUCACAUUAUUGUUGUACUUAGCUUUUAUGGACAUACAUCAACAUUCCUAUGUUUACAUUUCGACUUAUUUCAGUGAUUGGAAUACGAAAUCUCACCUCAGGAUAGGUGUACGAAUUUAUAAACAUACCAUAGAAAAAUUCUUUAAAUUCGUCCAAUCCUGCAUUUAAUCCGAUGUGAUUAGUUUAGAGGGGAAUUAAUUGACCAUGGCAUAUGUUGGCAGUAAACACUGUAAUGUUGUAAGCGAAGGGAGCUCUGGAAAUACUGUUGGAAGAAUCAAAUUAUCUCAAGAUGGUUAUCAAAUAGGGAGCCGAGAGACUCUGCAACAUGGAGGCACAGAGCCACAGACAACGAAAAACUAUGAGACGCAGCGAGUAGAUAUACCUGUUGAAGGUAAAGACGACAAAAAUGAUGAGUUAACAAAAUAUGGCGGUAAUGACAUUGUUGAUGUCGAACGUGAAAGUGAGAAUCUCCCAAAAUGGAAUGAUAUUCAAAUUGAGAUAUUGGAUUUAUUUUCAUUCAGACAUGAUUUCACUGAGUCCAAAGAUGUUAGUGUUAAUGAUAAACUGAAGAGAGACACCCUCAGUGAACCUAAAAUGGAUAAGAUCAACAGACAACUCGAUGGUAAUGACAAUGUUGAGAGAAAAGAUCCAACACCAAGCACAACUACAAAUUUGAAGGAUUAUUGGGCGGCCAAAGGACGUUCUUCAGAAAUGCCUAAGAUGAAAAUCCAAACAGUGAAACCACUCAUACCAAAACAGUUCCUUCAUAUGACGCCCGUACCAAAGGCUAAUCCCGAAUCCAGUAAAACUAUUCCCCGUAGAAUCCAAAAAGCACUAUCCGAGUGUGAAAAGAAGUGCAUGAACCGUAUUAAAGAAGUAAUGGAUCUUUAUGAAGCAAGGGUAAUAGCCUUGCAGGAUAAAUUAGAUCUUACGUCGUGUGCAUCCUGUAAUGAACAACAUAUUAAAAUAAGUGAAGACGUGGGUGCUAAGAGAAGCCAAGCGAACUCUGAUAUAGCGGGAUGUAAGCUUCAGAACUCCUUGAGUGCUUUGAAAGAGGCAGAAGAAAUGGCAAUGUCAUUAAGAGAGGAUAAUUUAAGAUUGAAAGAGAGAAACCUUGAACUUCAGUCUCAUAAUGAUUCCAUAAAAGCAGAAAUAAAAACAGUUAAAGAAAGCUCUGUUGCUAUGGAGAAGCAAUUGAGGGAAUCCAAACAACAAAUAAACUCUAUGGUGAUGGAGUAUGACUUUAUGAUGGUGCUCCACGAAAUGACUCUUCAUAAGUUGAAAUUGCUUGAAAAUGGCAAUAAUAUGAGGCAACUAAGUAGGGGCUAUCCACCUAAGGAGAGGUCAAACAUUUCAAGUAAUGGCCGUAAUCAGCCUGUUCUCCGACAAACCAGUAGUGUUGGUUCUCCUCUUUACAGACUUAGUGCAAGUGCUGAUAAUCCUCUAGAUAUGCAGAUUGAAGCAGUUGAAGAGGCGACCACGUCGGAUUCUAACAAAAGAGGUUCGCUAUCUUUGUCUGCUGGUUCAGAAUCCCCGGGGAUACUCGAGGAUGCUGAUGGACUAGGUAUUGACCCUCCACGCAGGGUUUCACAUUACUCUGUUGGUUCGUAUGAUUCUGAUGAAUCCGCCGAUUCUGACAUUUGGGUCCGAAGAGAGAGCACAAGGAGCUCCAGCAGCGCGGUAUUCCGCAAGAGUCUGACCUGGGAGAGUGGGAAAAUGUCCGAUGUGUUGCCUGGAAAGAAUGAUAUACCCGAUGAUGAACUACAGGGUGAAGAUGGGCUUGACGGUAUUGGUGAAGAACAUGGGUCUCUCCAUAGGUCUAAAUCCAGUGUGUCUUCAUUCGCUGGACUUCGGAAUCGCCGAAAUGGACUUAUUAACGGUGGACUCGCCGCUUUGGAGAUGAACAAAAAGAAAGUGAAGAAAAUGUCCAAGAAACAUUCCAAAUCAGAUCUUAAGUUUUCAAUACCCAGAUAGUUGUUGUAAAUGAACGAGAAACAUGUUUUGAACACGUCAAUUCUACUCAUGAUAUAGAUGUUAACAUGACCUGCGAUUGAUUCAUAUCAUCAAAGUUACAAGAUACUUAUAGAUACCGUGUUUGCUAUCCAACUAAUCCCCAGCUUGAAAACAUACAAAUGUGGGAAUAGUUUUUGUAAAUAAACAAAUCAUUUAUGACCUUCAACAUCAUGUUCUUCAAACGAUCUUCUUUAUUCUGUUAUUGAAUUCGUUGAAGCUCGUUAUUAUCCAUUGGGGAUUGCGCAAGACUUGGAUCAUUUUUGUA
This is a messenger RNA of Owenia fusiformis, 3491 nucleotides long. Lineage: Eukaryota; Metazoa; Annelida; Polychaeta; Sabellida; Oweniidae. The record is from the annotation of a GenBank genome assembly.